UUCAAUAUCACGUGAGCGAUAUGAUGAGGGUAGCGGUGGUGUGGCGAUGGGGUGGAAUUUACAGCGACACUGACGUUAUCUGUAUGAGAAACAUGGCCCUCUUCAACAACACUCUCGGCUAUAUACAACCAGGCCGCCUCGCCAAUGGCUUCUUCAAGUUUGAGCCACGCCAUAUUGUGAUGCAUAAAUUAAUGGUUGAAAUUACCCAAAGCUUCAGUCCGACUGUCUGGGCCAAAAUCGGACCCCCAGCUAUCACGGCGGUCAUGAAGCGAGAGUGUCAAGUGAAAAGAUCCGAGAAAUUCCACUCCAAGGUACCUUACACCUGUGGCAACGUCACCCUUUACCCCGAGCAUUAUUUCUUCCCUAUACACUACCGACACUACCAAGAGUACUUUGUGGCUAACAGAGGCAAGACACUUCAUCAGGAAUUUAAAUCGUCCCUGCUCCUACACACCUGGAAUAAAGCCAACCACAACAAUCCCAUGUUUGUGGGGGGUGACAGCAUUUACGAUGUGGCUGCCAGAACCUACUGCCCAGCCAUCUACCAGUACGCCUCACGCCGCUCUCAUUUCUUCUAAAUUUACCUAUCAUCCUCACGUUCCUCCUAGUUCACCUGACUAUUACCCUUCACCUAUCAACCUCACACGGGUUUUUUGUUCACCUGAUUAACGAUAUCCUUCACCUAUCAACCUCACACGGGUUUUUUGUUCACCUGAUUAACGAUAUCCUUCACCUAUCAACCUCACACGGGUUUUUUGUUCACCUGAUUAACGAUAUCCUUCACCUAUCAACCUCACACGGGUUUUUUGUUCACCUGAUUAACGAUAUCCUUCACCUAUCAACCUCACACGGGUUUUUUGUUCACCUGGUUAACGAUAUCCUCACCUAUCAACCUCACACGGGUUUUUUGUUCACCUGAUUAACGAUAUCCUCACCUAUCAACCUCACACGGGUUUUUUGUUCACCUGAUUAACGAUAUCCUUCACCUAUCAACCUCACACGGGUUUUUUGUUCACCUGAUUAACGAUAUUCUUCACGCGUCUUUUUGUUCACUUAAAGAGUUCGACUGAGGAAUU
Messenger RNA from Homarus americanus (American lobster), 1076 nucleotides. RefSeq names its product lactosylceramide 4-alpha-galactosyltransferase-like. The record is from RefSeq and is a predicted model, not a curated record. The transcript has 3 exons. Gene Ontology annotation, biological process: glycosphingolipid biosynthetic process. The coding region runs from base 21 to 578 and encodes 185 amino acids. Gene Ontology annotation, molecular function: hexosyltransferase activity. Lineage: Eukaryota; Metazoa; Arthropoda; Malacostraca; Decapoda; Nephropidae.